Molecule: messenger RNA, 2067 nt
Organism: Sodiomyces alkalinus F11
Lineage: Eukaryota; Fungi; Ascomycota; Sordariomycetes; Glomerellales; Plectosphaerellaceae
Product: PLC-like phosphodiesterase
Exons: 12
Coding region: 1-2067 (688 amino acids)
Biological process (GO): lipid metabolic process
Molecular function (GO): glycerophosphodiester phosphodiesterase activity
Source: RefSeq, a predicted model, not a curated record
AUGGGAUAUGGGGCUGCCGGGGGACCAAGUGCCAUGAUACACAUCGCUUCGGUUGCAGCGCAGAACUUCAACGAGCUGCGUACUAGUAAUGUCCCAGUUCAGGAAUCGAAACCGUUCGAGAUUCAAACACGAAGGAAUUAUAAUGUCCGCGAUGCGCCGGCCGACUACCUGGAGUUCCGCAGAACCAUGGGGACGAUCAAAUUCCCGCUGAUGGAAACCUCUUCAAUGGUGUACCUAAGCUUGGUGACCGAGUUCUCGUCGACGAAUAGCAACCUUGGAACACAGCACGGUGUAUCUCUGAUCCUCUCUUACCUCAUCCACUUCGGCAACGAUACAUCAUCAUUCAUCGGCUCGUGCGUCUUCCAUGCGCGUUCUCCUCCUCCCCCACGUGUCUCGAAACAUUGGUCGUCCAUUCGCUCCAAUCGGGAAGAAAUCCUCAAGCUUCUCUGCUUCUCUUUCCCCAUCGAGGCCCAGGCUUGUGCCUCGCUAUCAAGCGAGGCCUUUGCCACUAUGCCGGGCUCUUGGAAGCUUGGAAGCGAGUCGAGAAGACGGGUUGGAAAACGUCAACCCCUGCAGGCACGUUCCCAAGAGGAUCCCACUGGGUCCCGCCAAUCCAUCACGCCAAAGGAAUACGACGGAGAGAACAUGGAUUAUUACCUGGUACUAAUUAUUAUGGACACGGGUUAUGCUGUUUGCGUCCCCUCUCCUACUCCCCCCUCUCUACCCCUCGCCCUCGCCCUCGCCCUCGCCCUCUUGCCGAUCUUGCCCUUUCCUCCCUCGGCUCUCUCAUCUUCUGGACCUCCUUCCCCUGAAACCAUGCACGUCAAGGCCGCCGUCAUCUCCGGCCUCGCCGCCGCCGCCCAGGUGAGCGCGAGGGCUCCCUGCAAGAGCAGGUUCAACUACACCUCCAUCGAGCACAUCGACGUCGGCGUGCGUCCCUACUGGCUCAUCGACGAGAUGAGGGACGGCCCACUCAAGGAGCAGCUCCGGGAAUGCGCCAGCAUCAAAGAGUUCAAGGCCAGCCCCUGGAAUAUCGGCCAUCGCGGCGGUGGCACGCUCUUCAUCCCCGAGCACUCGCUCGAGUCCAACCUGGCCGGUGCGCGCAUGGGCUCCGGCGUUCUCGAGUGCGACGUCGCCUUCACCAAGGACCGUGAGCUCGUCUGCCGCCACUCCCAGUGCGACCUCCACUAUACCACCGACAUCGUCACCCGCCCCGAGCUCAACGCCAAGUGCACCGUCCCGUUCCAGCCCGCCGCCGACGGGGAGCCCGCCCAGGCCCAGUGCUGCACCUCCGACAUCACCGUCCACGAGUUCGAGACGCUCUGCGCCCGCAUGGAGGGCGCCAACGACCAGGCCACCACGCCGGAGGAGUACCUCCUCGGCGCCCCCCUCUGGCGGACCGAGCUCUACGGCAAAUGCGGCAAGGUCCUGACCCACAAGGAGCACAUCCGACUGACCGACGAGCUGGGCCUGCUGUUCGCCCCGGAGCUCAAGACCCCCGAGGUCGAGAUGCCCUUCGAGGGCGACUACACCCAGGAGGACUACGCCCAGCAGAUGGCCGACGACUACCGGGCGCUCGGCAUCGACCCGUCGCGCGUCUUCCUCCAGUCCUUCCUCUACGACGACGUCCUCUACUGGGUCCAGAACGACCCGGAAUUCGGCCGGCAGGCCGUCUUCCUCGACUCGCACGGCGAGACCCCGGAGACCAUGCCCGGCGCCAUCGCCAACCUGACCAACUACGCCGCCGACGGUGUCAACAUCGUGGCCCCGCCCCUCUUCUACCUCGUCACCGUCGGCGAGGACGGCACCAUCGCCCCCAGCGAAUACGCCGUCAAGGCCAAGGAGCUCGGCUUGGACAUCAUCGCUUGGUCCCUGGAGCGUAGCGGCAUUCUCAGCGACCAGGGCCGCGGCGGCUACUAUUACGGUUCCAUCUCCGACCUCAUCACCACUGACGGUGACGUCUUCGAGCUGCUCCAUGUCCUUGCCCGGGAGGUCGGCAUCAUUGGCAUCUUCACUGAUUGGAGUGCCACCGUUACUUACUACGCCAACUGCUUCGGCUUGAUCUAA